This is a messenger RNA of Astyanax mexicanus (Mexican tetra), 2451 nucleotides long. It is a transcript of the gene ctps1a, whose product is annotated as CTP synthase 1a. The record is from RefSeq and is a predicted model, not a curated record. The transcript has 19 exons. NCBI's taxonomy places the organism in Eukaryota, Metazoa, Chordata, Actinopteri, Characiformes, Acestrorhamphidae. Gene Ontology annotation, cellular component: cytoplasm; cytoophidium. Gene Ontology annotation, molecular function: identical protein binding; CTP synthase activity. Gene Ontology annotation, biological process: CTP biosynthetic process; pyrimidine nucleobase biosynthetic process. The coding region runs from base 153 to 1952 and encodes 599 amino acids.
GGUAUCAGGACCGGCCUUUACUGAGGUUACCGCUGAAACACGUGUAGGAGAUUUUUUACCGCGGAGCUACUGAAACUUUCUCCGGAGCUGCAGGAUUUUAUCUAUUUAAACCCGUUUAAAUCUGUUUAAAGCCUUUACUGACCUCAGAGUGUAUGAACAACAUAAUGAAGUAUAUUCUGGUUACGGGAGGUGUGAUCUCAGGGAUUGGUAAAGGAAUCAUUGCCAGUAGUGUCGGUACCAUUCUAAAGUCCUGCGGCCUGCACGUCACUGCCAUCAAAAUCGAUCCCUAUAUCAACAUCGACGCUGGAACCUUCUCUCCCUAUGAACACGGGGAGGUGUUUGUACUGGAUGAUGGCGGGGAGGUAGAUCUUGACUUGGGAAACUAUGAGCGUUUUCUGGAUAUCCGCCUCACCAAGGACAACAACCUCACGACUGGAAAGAUCUAUCAGUCUGUGAUUAACAAGGAGCGCCGCGGAGAUUACCUGGGCAAAACUGUUCAAGUGGUGCCGCACAUAACCGACGCUAUUCAGGAGUGGGUGAUGAGGCAGGCCACGAUUCCUGUGGAUGAUGAUGGUGCGGAGCCUCAAGUCUGUGUGAUUGAGUUGGGUGGAACUGUAGGAGAUAUCGAGAGCAUGCCCUUCAUUGAGGCUUUCAGACAGUUUCAGUUUAAAGUGAAGAGGGAGAAUUUCUGUAACAUCCACGUCAGUCUGGUUCCUCAGCCCAGUGCUACAGGUGAACAAAAAACCAAACCAACCCAGAACAGCGUCCGGGAACUGCGAGGACUCGGCCUGUCUCCAGACCUUAUCAUGUGCCGUUGCUCCACUCCUCUGGAUAACUCUGUGAAGGAGAAAAUCUCCAUGUUCUGCCACGUGGAACCUGAGCAGGUGAUUUGCGUUCACGACGUCUCGUCUAUCUACAGAGUCCCGCUGCUGCUGGAGGACCAGGGUGUGGUGAAGUAUUUCUGCCGCCGGCUGGAUCUUCCCAUCGAGAGCCGACCCAGGAAGAUGCUCACUAAGUGGAAGGAGAUGUCAGACAGAUCAGACAGGCUGCUGGAGCAGUGCUCGAUUGCUCUGGUGGGAAAAUACACAAAGUUCUCGGAUUCGUACGCCUCCGUCAUUAAAGCCCUGGAGCACUCGGCUCUCGCCAUCAGCCACAAACUCGAAGUGAAGUAUAUUGAUUCAGCAGAUCUGGAGCAGACGACGCUGCUGGAUGAACCAGUGAAAUAUCAUGAAGCCUGGCAGAAACUCUGCAGCUCAGAUGGUGUUCUGGUACCGGGUGGUUUUGGAGUGAGAGGAACUGAAGGGAAGAUUCAGGCUAUAAAUUGGGCUCGAAAGCAGAAGAAACCUUUCCUAGGUGUGUGUUUGGGGAUGCAGCUCGCAGUGUGUGAAUUUGCCAGGAACACGCUGGGCUGGACAGAUGCAAACUCCACUGAAUUUAACCCGGAAUCUAAGCACCCUGUGGUGAUUGAUAUGCCUGAGCACAAUCCUGGACAGAUGGGCGGAACCAUGAGGCUCGGAAAGAGAAGAACCAUUUUCAAAACAAACUCCAGCAUCCUGAGAAAACUUUAUGGAGAUGUGGAUCAUGUUGAUGAAAGGCACAGACAUCGAUUUGAAGUAAACCCAGAGCUGAAGCAGCAUUUUGAGGAGAAGGGUUUCCACUUUGUGGGACAGGAUGUAGAAGGAGAGAGGAUGGAGGUCAUAGAGCUGGAUGAUCAUCCAUAUUUUGUUGGCGUACAAUAUCACCCAGAAUUCACAUCCAGACCCAUCAAGCCCUCGCCUCCGUACUUCGGCCUCCUGCUGGCUGCAGCCGGAAAACUUCACACUUACCUGCAGAAGGGCUGCCGGCUCUCUCCGCGCGAUACGUACAGCGACCGCAGCGGCAGCAGUUCUCCAGACUCUGAGAUUUCAGAGUUUAAACUGCCCUCCAUCUCCCAGGACUCACCCAGUCAGUGAUCGGGUUUCCAUAUUUGAAACUUGGAGGGAUGCACUGAAGAUUUGGCGCACAAGUUUUUUUUUUAUUGAAUGGUCUAUUUUAUAAUACAAGAUUAAAAACAGGUUACUGUCCCCCAACAUUGGAUUUUCUGGUGGUUGUUAAUCUAAAUGUAUUUGUUAUGUAAGGUACUUUGUUACAGAAGUGUUAUGUUUGGAUAUGAUUUGUUUUUGGGGAGUAUCUGCUCUUAAAGUGCAUGUUUCAUUUACAGUUCAGGACCACCAGUAAUAUUUUUACUUCUAAUCAUUUAAAUUCUAACAUUCUAAACAUCUGGUCCAGUCGAGACUCCUGUUCAUACCUGCUCACUUCAUGUAACCGGUAUCUGGAUUGUAUCCUGAAAGUUGUAACUACAUGCUUUUAUACAUGGUGGAGUUUAGAUUGCUGAAUGCAUUGUGGAGUGAUGGAUUUUUUUUUUAACACGAUGGAUGUAAUGUAAGCUUAAAUAUAAUUUGCUAGACCUGC